Ananas comosus (pineapple) is the source of this 1145-nucleotide messenger RNA. Its product is annotated as OTU domain-containing protein DDB_G0284757-like. Gene Ontology annotation, biological process: protein deubiquitination. The record is from RefSeq and is a predicted model, not a curated record. Lineage: Eukaryota; Viridiplantae; Streptophyta; Magnoliopsida; Poales; Bromeliaceae. The transcript has 10 exons. Gene Ontology annotation, molecular function: cysteine-type deubiquitinase activity. Bases 205 to 918 code for a protein of 237 amino acids.
CUCUCUCUAAAGCAAUGUACGAGCUCGAUUGCACCGUCAUUUUGGAUUUGGAUUGCUCCGAUCGGAGCAAUUUAUCGAUCUAAUUCGCUUUGUGUUUGUUAUUGGAUUGUUUGAUGUUUGCUUCAUGAUCGCGUUGUCCAUAUUUUUUUGGAUCAUAAUCAAUAAUUGCGUACCCUCCAGAAGAAACAACUUUAGGUGAUCGUUAUGUACGGGCAAGAGCAGUAUGCGCGCUGGGGUUACUACCUUUUCCAUUACCCAUAUACUGCACAAAGUGAUGCCAAUUUCCAUGUUUACACUAGACAAGGGGUUGAGGCAGAUGUGGUGGAACACUGUUCUGGGGAUAAAUCAUAUGAAGGGGCAGAAUCGUCAUCAGAGUAUGAAUUUUCAGACGUAGAGGAUGAGGUCGGCAAGAGGUUAAGUCAGAUGGUCUCGAUUCCUCAUGUUCCUAGAAUCAAUGGAGAAAUUCCUUCUUUUGACGAAGCCACUUCUGACCAUCAAAGGCUGAUAGACAGAUUGCAGAUGUAUGAUCUAGUUGAGUGUAAGGUGCAGGGAGACGGUAAUUGUCAGUUCCGAGCAUUAUCUGACCAAUUAUACCAAAGUCCUGAGCACCACGAAUUUGUGCGACAGCAGGUUGUCGAUCAGCUCGAGUCUCAUCCAGAGAUCUAUAAGGAAUAUGUUCCCAUGGCAUACCGCGAAUAUUUGAAAAAGCUCUCAAAAUGGGGUGAAUGGGGUGAUCAUGUGACUUUACAAGCAGCUGCUGAUUCGUACGGAGUCAAAAUUUUUGUCAUGACAUCGUUCAAGGAUACGUGCUACAUCGAGAUUCAGCCGCGGAUUCUAAAAUCUAGGCGAGUUAUAUUUUUGAGCUUUUGGGCUGAGGUACACUACAACUCAAUCUACCCCAAAGGAGAUUCGAGAUGAUAUUCCAAGAAUUAAUGGCAAAUUUAUUUAUACAAAGAAUAUUUUUGCUAUGAAAUUUGUUAUAUGUUUACUCAUAAGAAAAGUUUUGGCCUAUAGGUGUAGUGUUAGAUUGCAUGGAUCAAUGUAAUCGGCCUGUGAAACGAGGCAAAAUUUACCAUCGUUUGGAAAUGUAUUAAAUUGUCAAAGUAUUUUCUCUGCAAUGUCACUAGAUUGACUUAAUUGGUGCA